Molecule: messenger RNA, 498 nt
Organism: Symbiodinium natans
Lineage: Eukaryota; Dinophyceae; Suessiales; Symbiodiniaceae
Source: the annotation of a GenBank genome assembly
AUGGCUCCCGCCCCCGUCGAAGUCGUCGAAGUUGAGCCCGUCACCGACGACGUGCAGAACUCGUUCGAGGUGGAGAAGCCCAAGAAAUCCCGAGCGGACUCGCCGGCACCCAAAAAGGAAGGGAAGGAAUCCAAGGAACAGGACCUCAAGGACGUCGCGAAGAUUCUCGCUGCUGAGGCCCUUGACAAGAAGGCGACAAUGCAGACGCAGACUCCAGCAGCAGCGGCAGCAGCAGCAGCUCCAGCAGAAGCCAAAACAACGUCUUGCCGCGUUCACGACAAGAAGAAGCUUGCAGCCCUGAUCAUCGUGGUUUGUGCCCUUCUCGCUACCGGCAUGUUCGAGGACUAUCGCGCACGCGGCCUUGCCAUCAUGAAGCUAGCCACCGUGCCCUUCGCCGUGACCACAUCGCUCAUGGGUGUGGCAGCAAGCCUCUACGUGCUGCGCGGCAAGUUUGGCAAGCUCAGCAUCCCGUUCCGUACAGCCAAGAAGGAUGACUGA